Salvelinus namaycush (lake trout) is the source of this 3333-nucleotide messenger RNA. Its product is annotated as phosphatidylcholine-sterol acyltransferase-like. The record is from RefSeq and is a predicted model, not a curated record. Gene Ontology annotation, biological process: lipid metabolic process. The transcript has 6 exons. Lineage: Eukaryota; Metazoa; Chordata; Actinopteri; Salmoniformes; Salmonidae. The coding region runs from base 991 to 2280 and encodes 429 amino acids. Gene Ontology annotation, molecular function: phosphatidylcholine-sterol O-acyltransferase activity.
AAAUAACUUGCAAGACAGAAAAUAGAAUUUUAAUGUCUGCCCCACCUGCCCUGAACGUGGCCGCUGGUUGCUUUGUAGCUAUGCAUGAGCUAGUACUCCAUUGUUUCCACUAGCUUCUAAAGCCACUAAGUCAGAAUUGGCUGCACAAUUGGCUUUUUGGUCUUAAUUUAGGGUUAGGCAUAAGGUUAGCAGUGUGGUUAAGGUUAGGUGUAAAAUCCAAUUUUAAGAACAUAAAUUGUAGAAAUGGGCAGAGUUUAUGACUGUGGCUAUAGAAGCUAAGAGCCUUUUACAUUGCUAGCUAGCGCACUAAAGUUAACACACAAUCACAUCAAGCAGCUGAAAUUACAGCAAACUAUGUGCAUUUUCGUUUGUUUCACCUUUGUUUCUUUCUAUUGUCAUUUCUUUGAAAUUAUCCAUUAUAAUGAUCCUGAUAAAUGAAUUGACAUGGCUCAGAAGCUGUCAGUCUUGUCACAUUUAUUCUCUAUGCAUGACAUUGUGGAGUUCGCAAAAAAAACUGCACAGGUCAGAGGCAAACAAGGUUUAGACAAACCCCAACUGUUUAAACCAAAUGCUAGCCUAGUAGCAUGGGGAAAUAUUGUUUAGAUACUUUUUUCCAGGGGAGAAGUACGUUUCUGAAUUGGCUGUGAGACAGUGGAUGCGCAUUGUGAAUUCAAAUGGAACUGUUAAUAGGGAUGGUGGUGAAUAACUAAAUCCUUACUAUUAACCAAUCAGCAUCCAGGAACCAAACAACCCGUUUUAUAAUAGGCCAGGGGUGUAUUCAUUCCGCCAAUUCUGUUGCAAAACGCUUCUUAAAGGAAGCAAACAGAGCGAAUCAGGGAGGGACCUACCUGAAUUUGUCCAAUAGAAACCCUCGUUUUAGUUGCAACUGUUAGCCAGAAUGAAUACAGCCCAGCUCUCGUCCUCCUGACCUAGUGAGAGACAACUCUGUAAACUUUGACACGAUUAAGAUUUGGGCAAGAUUUUGACAGAAUGGGACACGCGCACUGCUGUACUGUGCUUCUUAUAGUAUUCCUUGCGCUACAGCAAGCUGCUGGAUUUUGGCUCUUCGAUGUCUUUCCAUCAAGUUUAAAAACUCAAAACAAAGUGCCAAACAAUAGCACUCCGCCGGUUCUUAUAGUGCCUGGGACUGCAGGAAACCAGCUUGAAGCCAAGAUUGACAAGCCAAGCCGUGUGCAUUGGAUGUGCUACAAAAAGACAGAUUACUUUUUCACACUUUGGAUUGACUUGAAUAUGUUCAUGCCAAUUGGAAUUAACUGUUGGAUUGAUAAUAUAAGAAUUGUAUACAAUAGGACAACUCGCAAGUCAUCCAAUUCUGCAGGGGUGUCUGUGAGAGUGCCUGGUUUUGGACAGACAUAUACUGUUGAGUUCUUGGACAACAACAAGCUGUCAGGUUAUUUUAAUAAUAUGGUUACACAUUUGGUCAACAUGGGAUAUGUCCGCAAUGAGGCUGUCCGAGCAGCACCAUAUGACUUCAGAGUAGCUCCGAAUGAGCAGGAGGAAUACUUUGCACGACUGAAGAAGCUGAUUGAGGAUAUGUACGAGCGAGAUCAACAACCACUUUACAUCCUGGGCCAUAGCAUGGGAAGCAAUUAUGUCCUCUACUUCUUAUAUCAGCAGACCCAGGCUUGGAAAGAGGAAUACAUCAAAGGCUUCAUUUCACUUGGAGCACCCUGGGGUGGGGCUGUCAAGACCCUUCGAGUACUAGCAUCAGGUGAAAAUCUUGGCAUCCCACUGGUGUCCAACAUCAAGAUCCGGGAGCAGCAGCGGAUGACCACCACAAACCCCUGGAUGCUUCCAUUUGAAGAGGCCUGGCCUGCAGACCACGUCUUCAUCUCCACGCCAUCAUUCAACUAUACCCGACAGGACUACCAGCGCUUCUUUAAAGACAUUGACUUUGAAGAUGGCUGGUUCAUGUGGGAAGACACCAGAAACUUGACAGCUGGUCUGCCCCCUCCUGGUGUUGAGAUGUACUGCUUCUAUGGUGUGGGGCUGCUCACACCGGUUACCUAUAUUUAUGACGACCAGUUCCCAAAUGCAGACCCCAUAGACUAUGUGUAUGCUGAUGGGGAUGAUACAGUGGACAGUCUUAGCCUCGGUCUUUGUAAACGCUGGAGAGGGAAGCAAGCACAGCCUGUCCAUGUCAAGGAAUUCAGGUCUAUGCCCCACAUGGAAAUAGUAUUAAAUAGGAAGGUGAUCAAUGUGGUCCAGAGUAUUCUGGAGGGAAGAUAUCGUGAAGAGGAUUCUACAUUGAUGAACUGAUGAAUGUCCCAUUGAUUCCACACUCAUGCAAGAUCAGGCCCAGCUGGACCAGCCUCCCAAAUCUAUACUGUAAGCUUUUGGGGAGAAGAUUAUUCACCCUCCCAAUAUACAUACUAUUACUGAUGCCAGUAGGCUAGCUACGGAGGUGGACUUAUACACAAUGUACAAACCAUUAGGAACACCUGCUCUUUCCAUGACAGACUGACCAGGUGAAUCCAGGUGAACACUAUGAUCUCUUAUUGAUGUUACUUCCAAUUUCAAUCAGUGUAGAUGAAGGGGAGGAUACUGGUUAUAGAAUGAUUUUUAAGCCUUGAGACAAUUACCACCCCAUAAUAUUAUUUGUGCCUCUACCAGAUGGAAACUAAAAGUGUAAUGGCACUUACAAAUGUAGAUCCUUCAAACACCCUCAAACAGGGAAAUGGAUCCCAAUCAAAGGUGUUAUCAUGUGCUCCACUAAGGCAGUUAUUUGUGUUAUAACUUUUCCUUGUGGUAAAAAUUGUGGGUAAAACAAAGCGCAAAUUAAAAGUAAAAAUCAUGGAGCAUUGUAGCACCAUUAGGUGCAAAAACUAGACGUACCCAGUUGUGGCCCACUUUUUGGAAGCAAACCACUAUUUCGUCCCUUCGUGAAAUCGCCAUCGAACAUGUCACCCUCCCUAGGAGAGGGGGUGACCUCGACAAUUUAUUGUUAAAACGAGAGGCCGCCUGGAUCUUUAAUUUAAAGACCCCCUCUCUCUUGCUCCCUUCGGUGUCAAUGUAGACUUUGAUCUGAAGCCAUUCUUGUGAUUGUGAUUUUCCUAUACAUUGUAAAUGUUUAUGGGCCUAUGUAGCCAAAUUGUACCUAUGACUGUAUGCUACCCAUUCAUGCUUUUUAUAUGUUCUAUUUAUAUCUGUAAAUCAACCAAUGAAAUCAAGCCACACCCAGCCAUGAUUAAACACCUGUGUGUCCUUUAGAGAGUUUCAAACUAGUGAACCGCAGUGUUUGUCAUUAUACCCUGAUGAAGAUGGCUUGUCUGUCAAAACGUUGGUUAUUAAAGUAUUGCAUCUGAGCUCCUA